This is a messenger RNA of Candida tropicalis MYA-3404, 1485 nucleotides long. Its product is annotated as anaphase promoting complex subunit. Gene Ontology annotation, cellular component: anaphase-promoting complex. The transcript has a single exon. Lineage: Eukaryota; Fungi; Ascomycota; Pichiomycetes; Serinales; Debaryomycetaceae. The record is from RefSeq and is a predicted model, not a curated record. Gene Ontology annotation, biological process: protein K11-linked ubiquitination; anaphase-promoting complex-dependent catabolic process. The coding region runs from base 1 to 1485 and encodes 494 amino acids.
AUGGAUUCAUCAGGAUAUUGGGAUCAACAAGGAACAAAUAAUCCAAAUAGAUCACAACAUGAAGUACAAUCACAACGAGAAUUAUCACAAGAUGAAAUAAGAGAAUCUAUUUUACUGUCGACUACUACAACAACAGGAACAGGAACAGGAACAAUAGCAGAUCAAAAUUUUCAUCAUAAUCAUUUAAUUCAUAUUAUUGAUGAAGAAAAUAGUAAUUUUGGAAGUAUUCGAGAAGAUUUAAAUUUUAAUCAUGUUAAUAUAGAUGAUGAUGAUGAAGAUGAUGAUGAAGAGGGAGGAUUUAGUGAAGGAAAUAUGCGUAUUAGACAAUCAGGAAUGAGUCUUGAUGAUGAUAAUGAUGGAGGUGUAGAAGAAGGAUCAGAAGAUGAUGAAGAAAAUGACGAUGAUGAUCAAAUUAUAGAAGAUCAAAGUAAUAGAUCAUCAAAUAUAAAUAAUAGUAAUAUAGAUCAUCCUCAACCAAGUUUAGAACAAAUUCAAAGAGUUUAUUAUAUUAAAGGAUUACAAGAAUUAGAAGCAUUACAAUUGUUUGAUUUAUCCCCUUUAGCUAAUUGGAAAUUAAGUUCUUGGAAACAAGGAUAUGGGUUAAAACAAUUAAGAGAUGAUUCUCCUGAUACUUAUUGGCAAAGUGAUGGAAGUAAUAGUGGGAAUAAUCAUAAUAAUGGAGAUAAUAAUUCAAAUCAACAACAACAACAACAGCAACAACAACAACAACAAAAUCCAAAUAAUAGUAUGUUAUUAAAUCAAUUAUCUAAUCCUCAUUCAAUAACAAUACAAUUUUCUAAAAAAGUUUCCCUUGAAAGAAUAUCUAUUUUUACUAAUUAUUCAUUAGAUGAAAGUUAUACUCCAUCAAAAAUUAAAAUUUUGGCUGGUAGUUCUGAAGGUUGGGAUUUAAUUGAAGUUUGUACUGUUAAUUUCGAUCAACCAAUAGGUUGGUCUCAUAUUAUAUUUAAUGGUAUUAGAAAUGAUAGUGUAUUGAAAUGUUUUUUAAUUAAAAUUGUCAUUUUGGCUAAUCAUCAAGAAGGCAAAGAUUCUCAUAUACGAGCUAUAAGAUGUUUUGGUAAAAAACCAAAUGUAUCAGGAAUUGGUGGUUCUAAUAUGGGUAGUAAUGAUUUACAGUAUAAUAUCGGUAAUAAUGAUUCAUUGCAUCAUUCUGAAUUACUUCGAGAUUUAAGUUUAGCUACCGGUGGGGUAGGUUCAAGUAAUAUGUCGGGACUUCUGUUGAAUAAUAGAACAAUACUGGGUAUAACAGAUCGAGGAAAUAUACUAGAGGAGGAGGGGGGAGAAGAAGAAGGAGAAGAAGAAGGUCAGAAUGGAAUUGAUGAUACUGAUUACAGACAAUCUGAAGAAGGUACAAGUGGUGCUAGUACUGAAGAAACACAGAAAAUAAUCAACAAUGUGUCAAGUAUAAUUGGAUUUAACUCUGGGUUUCAAAGUCUAGAAUUAAAAAGUAUAUCUUCAAUUAGAUAG